CUCGCAAAAUGCUCACAUGUAGUGAGGGACAGACUUCUGUAUCCUGUGGGCAUCUAAAUUUUUAAUGAAUUAAACUUUUGUAUUUACACUAAAUAUAUUAGCCACGGUAUUGCGAUAGUCUACCACAUUCAUUGGGCUAUAUUUCUCUAAAAACAAAAACAACCCAAAGAACGACUUUAUUUGCAGUUUCAGAAUUUCAAAAAUUACAUGGGGAGUAGUUUGUUUUCAAGUGUCAAUCUUUAUAGGUGGGCGUAUAAUCAGUGAAGGGUAGCCUACUCGUUUUUUGUUACCUGUCAAUAUUAAACUAUCCUACUUUUGUUCUGAAAUACACACCACCAAGACUGUUUGCCAAGAAUGCUGGAACUGGCGUGGACUAGGUGCUGGUGUUUUUUUAUUCUGCUGGGCGCGGUGAUAAGGAUGGAAGAAGUAGGGGCUAAGGUAAACGCAAUCAAAUCGGUUUUACUGGAGGAACCACCGACACAAUCGACCAACCACUCCGCGAAUCAUCAGACUGGAACCGUCAAAAAGGGCAACCCUAUACAGGUGUAUCACUGCAGCGCCGAUAAGGAGUGCACCGUGGGAAGCUACUGCCACGCCCCCCACCAUGGCCCCUCCCGCUGCCUCAACUGCCGGAGGAGGAAGAGGCGUUGCCAUAGAGACAGCAUGUGUUGCCCCGGCAACCGCUGCAGCAGCUAUAUCUGUGUUCCAAUCUCAGAAAGUGUUCUGCCACCCCAAAUCCCAGCUUUAGAGGAGCACAACAAGCUGCCUGUCAAGAGGAAUGGCUGGAAAAAGAAUGGAAAAGCACAUUCAAAGCUGCCUCUGUCCAAAGGUCACGAGGGCGCCCCCUGCCUGCGGUCCUCGGACUGCGCGGACGGAAACUGCUGCGCCCGGCACUUCUGGACGAAGAUCUGCAAGCCGGUGCUGCGGCAGGGGGAGGUGUGCACGCGGCAGCGCAGGAAGGGCUCGCACGGCCUGGAGAUCUUCCAGCGCUGCGACUGCGCCAAGGGCCUGGCCUGCAAGGCCUGGAGGGACGCCUCCGCCGCCACCAAGUCCAGACUGCACAUGUGCCAGCGGGUGUGAGGGGGCGGAGCCACACGCAUACGCACCCCCCCCCCC
Molecule: messenger RNA, 1116 nt
Organism: Anguilla anguilla (European eel)
Lineage: Eukaryota; Metazoa; Chordata; Actinopteri; Anguilliformes; Anguillidae
Product: dickkopf-related protein 2-like
Exons: 5
Coding region: 355-1080 (241 amino acids)
Biological process (GO): multicellular organism development; negative regulation of canonical Wnt signaling pathway
Cellular component (GO): extracellular region
Molecular function (GO): receptor antagonist activity; co-receptor binding
Source: RefSeq, a predicted model, not a curated record